AACAAAAUAGGGAUACUAUCAAGGCGCAAUUUUUCUUCGAAAUACCACUCUACAAGUGCCUAGGAGGAGGGGGAACAAAAGCAAAGAGUGAUGCUUGGGAUUUCUUAUGGGGAGCUGUUUCUCAUAAUUGGAGCUACUGCUACUCUAAUUGGCCCAAAGGAUCUGCCAAUAAUUGCAAGAACCGCGGGGAGGUUGGCUGGAAGGGCAAUUGGAUAUGUCCAAGUGGCCCGUGGCCAAUUCGAUAGUGUUAUGCAGCAAUCUAAGGCUCAUCGGGUGCAUAAAGAACUACAAGACACUAUUUCCCAACUUGAAGCUAUUCGUCAUGAGAUUCGAACUAUAUCUUUUGUGAAUCCUGGUCCAUUAGCUCGGAGCCUUGUGGACAAUGCUGUGAAUACAUCUCCUACAAGUGAUGAAACUGGGCUGGGAAAACCAGGUAAAGAGAGCAUUUCAGCAAUCCCCACUGCUAAGGAUUAUGCUUCACGGACCUCUGCCUCAUCUAACAUGCACAGCCAAGCUAUUGCUUAUGCAAAGUUGGCUGAAUCUAAGUCAUUGAACCCUGCUUCUGUGAAUAAUGAAGUUCUAAAUGAGCUAACGGAUGAAUCUGGUCUUACCAUCCUGCCAGUAUCUGCUGAAAGUACAGGAUUGUUGCCAAAUCAAAAAGAUACGGUGAUGGGAUCUGACAUAGUUUUGGAAGCAGUCUUGGAGGCAAAGGUGGCUCGCAAUGCAAAAGACUUCUUUUCACAACCUCAAAAUCUAGAAAAACUUGAAUGA
Molecule: messenger RNA, 771 nt
Organism: Coffea eugenioides
Lineage: Eukaryota; Viridiplantae; Streptophyta; Magnoliopsida; Gentianales; Rubiaceae
Product: sec-independent protein translocase protein TatB-like
Source: RefSeq, a predicted model, not a curated record